This is a messenger RNA of Meloidogyne enterolobii, 252 nucleotides long. NCBI's taxonomy places the organism in Eukaryota, Metazoa, Nematoda, Chromadorea, Rhabditida, Meloidogynidae. The record is from the annotation of a GenBank genome assembly.
UUAAGGGUGAUGAUGGUGGUGGUGAUGGAAUCCCUGUUGGGUUUUUCAAUCACACGCUGAAAGAUGGAAUGGUUACACUUUCUGAGGGAACCGUGGAAGUCAAAAAGACCAAUCAUAAAUUGUUCACGAAUCAUUCUGGAGCUUGUGAAGUUACUUUUGAAGGCAAUUUCAUCGUGCUCCACUACAAAAAGGAAAGCAUCGCGGCGAGGAAUGGUUGCAAAGUGGACUUGCUCACCAACCUUCAGAACAUGA